AUGACGGCCGGCCAGCCGCUGCGCACCGAGCCAGCAGCCCAGCCCCCGCGGGUGUACCACAGCACCCCGCCCCCGCCCCCGCCGCCGCCGGCGCUCCAAGCGGACAUCGUGCCGUCGUACCCGCCCCCCGAGUCUGACGGCGACGAGUCCUGGGUCUGGUCCCAGAUCAAGGCCGAGGCGCGGCGCGACGCGGACGCGGAGCCGGCGCUGGCGUCGUUCCUCUACGCCACGGUGCUGUCGCACCCGUCCCUGGACCGCUCCCUCGCCUUCCACCUCGCCAACAAGCUCUGCUCCUCCACGCUGCUCUCCACGCUGCUCUACGACCUCUUCGUGGCCACGCUCGCGGCGCACCCGUCCGUCCGCGCCGCCGCCGCCGCCGACCUCGUCGCGGCGCGGUCGCGGGACCCGGCGUGCGCGGGCUUCGCGCACUGCCUCCUCAACUACAAGGGCUUCCUCGCCGUGCAGGCGCACCGCGUCGCGCACGUGCUGUGGGCGCAGAGCCGCCGCGCGCUGGCGCUCGCGCUCCAGUCCCGCGUCGCCGAGGUCUUCGCCGUCGACAUCCACCCGGCCGCCACCGUCGGCAGGGGCAUCCUGCUCGACCACGCCACGGGCGUCGUCAUCGGGGAGACGGCCGUCGUGGGCAACAACGUCUCCAUCCUCCACCACGUCACGCUGGGCGGCACGGGCAAGGCGGUGGGCGACCGGCACCCCAAGAUCGGCGACGGCGUGCUCAUCGGCGCCGGCGCAACCAUCCUCGGCAACGUCAGGAUCGGCGCCGGCGCCAAGGUCGGAGCUGGGUCCGUGGUGCUCAUCGACGUGCCGCCCAGGAGCACCGCCGUGGGGAACCCCGCCAGGCUGAUCGGCGGGAAGAAGGGGGAGGAUGUCAUGCCAGGGGAGUCCAUGGACCACACCUCCUUCAUACAGCAGUGGUCGGACUACAUCAUUUGAGCUUCAGCCCCGCAACCGCAAAGCUGCAAAAGAGCGAGCUCGUCUUGCUACUGCUAUUGCGUAUCGUGUGUAUGUGCCGUUUUUAGCUGUAAUUUCUUUUUGCAGUGAGGUGAUCAGGUGACAUGGUGUCUAGCUCGUCUCUGGAACCUGACAUGGAGAAAGAUGUGCUGAAAGUUCGCUCUGUAAUUUUCGAAGCAGAUGAACAAUAUUACUUUUUACUCUUAGCAAACAGUAGGAAAAGGGUAAUUUUUGUUUCCAGAUCAAA
This is a messenger RNA of Sorghum bicolor (sorghum), 1213 nucleotides long. RefSeq names its product probable serine acetyltransferase 1. The coding region runs from base 1 to 948 and encodes 315 amino acids. The record is from RefSeq and is a predicted model, not a curated record. The transcript has a single exon. Gene Ontology annotation, molecular function: L-serine O-acetyltransferase activity. Gene Ontology annotation, cellular component: cytoplasm; cytosol. Lineage: Eukaryota; Viridiplantae; Streptophyta; Magnoliopsida; Poales; Poaceae.